Teleopsis dalmanni is the source of this 3442-nucleotide messenger RNA. RefSeq names its product menin (gene Mnn1). The coding region runs from base 504 to 2780 and encodes 758 amino acids. The transcript has 6 exons. Gene Ontology annotation, molecular function: chromatin binding; Y-form DNA binding; transcription cis-regulatory region binding. Gene Ontology annotation, biological process: regulation of transcription by RNA polymerase II; negative regulation of cell population proliferation; negative regulation of cell cycle. The record is from RefSeq and is a predicted model, not a curated record. Gene Ontology annotation, cellular component: nucleus; chromatin; histone methyltransferase complex. Lineage: Eukaryota; Metazoa; Arthropoda; Insecta; Diptera; Diopsidae.
CAAAAGUAAAAAGAGAAGAAAAGAUUAAGCAAAAAAGAAGAGCUAAAAAAAAAAAUUCCCUACAAUAACAAAACAUAAGCUGAGUUAGUUGAACGCAGUCAACACCAUAAAGGGCAAAGCAAGGUGCAAGCUUGAAGUUAAAAAAGUCAUUGGUAGGACAACAGCGAACUGGCGGACAAGCUAACACACAUGAACGCGAAAAGUUGUUUGUCAACUUGUAGCGUCGCAAUUGUACGUUGAGCCGCAAAGGUACUUCGGAAAGGUAGCAUUUAACAAGAACAGUUGUUCCCCGUGACCAAAAGUGGUCACUCCAAUUCAAAAUUGACAAAACAGACGAAACUGACAAAAUUGACGAAAUUGACAAAACUGACAAAAGCAACGACAUCGUCGUACAGCGUACAACGUACAACGUACAACGUACAAACAUUAUUAACGCACCUACACACACGCAAGUGCAGCAACAUAAUUGGGAGGCUUAAUUGCGGUUGGCAUUAACUUUUGCGAUGGCAGCCGUCACACGCAGUGCAAGUGCAAGUCCAUCUGUGGCACAAAAUUUGGCAGUGGAUCCUAGUUUGUUUCCAUUGAAAUCUAUUAGUGAUGUGAUAAACUUCUUUCGGCGCUCCGUAGAGACGCCGGGUACUGAACCAGAUUUGACUUUGCUUUCAAUUGUUGCUGGCUACAUUGAAAUUUCCUUAACAACUGGCGAGGCAGCGCAAGGAGCAGCUCAAGGAGCAGCGACAAGUAAUUGCUUACCAGCAGCGCAAAAUGCGGAUGUAAUAAUGGGUAAUUCGGUACCUUUUCCGGUUGUCACACACGAUUUCAUUUCGGGCUUGUACAAGAAAUUCCAAACCAUACUUGCCGUAGUUGAAAAACCAAAAUCUGCGCAUAAUCGUCAAGCAACGCGCGAAGUAAUCAAGAAAGUUUCUGAUGUCAUUUGGCAUUCGUUAAUACGCAGCAGUCAUAAGGAUCGUGCACAUCUACAGAACCUCUAUAGUUACCUAUCAGGCAAUAAACUUGACUGUUUUGGUGUUGCUUUAGCUGUUGUGGCCGGUUGUCAAUUGCUUGGUUAUCGUGAUGUGCAUUUAGCUAUAUCAGAAGAUCAUGCUUGGGUGGUGUUUGGUAAUAAGCGCCUGGAAACUAUAGAAGUAACAUGGCAUGGUAAAGGUACGGAGGAUAAGCGUGGACAAGAUAUAACACCUGGUAUUGAGUCUGGUUCUUGGUUAUAUCUGGGUGGUCUAGCUGUAGUUUGUGAUAGAUCUAUGGAAGUAGCGGCUAUAGUGUCAGCUAUAAACAUUUCACUUACGACCAAUAGUGAUUGUGUUGAAGUGGCUGAGUUACAACAAAAAUUGCUAUGGUUAUUAUAUGAUAUGGGUCAUUUGCGCAAAUAUCCUAUGGCUUUGGGUACACUAGGCGAACUUGAAGAAAUUUCUCCCUCGCAAAAUGGUAUGACUUGUGAGCAACUUUAUCGCGAAUCAAUAAAAUCGGCACGUGCAUAUUAUAGCAAUCAUCAUGUUUAUCCACACACAUAUUUGGGUAAUUAUUUCAAUCGUUUGCUCAAGUAUCGAGAAGCGUUUGCAUCUUGGGCGAACGCUGCUGAUGUCAUACGCUUAUAUACCUACAAUUGUCGCGAUGAUGAGGAGAUCUACAAGGAGCUAUUGGAUAUUGCUAAUGAUAUGAUACCAUAUGUUAUGAAAACUGAAGGAUCAGGACAUUCGGCACGUAGUAUUCUGCGUGAUUCUGAGGUAUUUGCGAAUUUGUUGCGUUUCUAUGAUGGCAUCUGUCAAUGGGAAGAAUACAGCCUGACACCAAUUUUACACAUCGGUUGGGCCAAGCCAUUAGUGAAUAAUAUAACAAAAUUCGAUUAUGAUAUACGUUCGCAAGUGGUUAUCAAAGUGCCGGAGGAUGAAGAGGCUGCACUGAAUCAUGUUAAGGGAACAGAGGCUGUUGCAGGCGGUAAUGCCACCGAAAAACAGGAAGUACAUGAGGCUAAAAAGGAGACUAAUAAUGCACAGACGACUAUGCAAAUAGAAGGAAAUAAUAAUAAUUUAGUUAAAAAUGAUGAGAAAUAUCAACAUGAUGUCAAAAAGACGGACAUGUCUACGACAUUGGCAGAUUUGACCGCUGCAUGUGGUCAAAAGAUUUUAAACCCUGAUUUUCUUCUACAAGGUGGUGGACAACCAUUUGCUGAGCAGAAACAGCAAGAACAACAAGAUCAUCCCAUGCAUAACAACAACAAUAUUAAUAAUAUUAAUAACAACAAUAAAGAGGCUAACAAUGGGACUGAAACUACAAAAUCAACAUCAACAUCAAUUACAACUACAACAACAGCAGCAGCAACAACAACAGCAAUAACAACUACGGCUACAACAUCGUCAUCAGCAGCAGCAGCACUGCCGCAAGCUUCAGUAUAUACAACAACAACAACACCAACACCAACAACGACAACGACAACAACCAAGUUGGAUGCAUUACCCAAAGAAGAGGAUCCUUUUGAAUUUAUGCUUAAGCGUCCAGUGAUAACAUUAUAUAGUCAAAAAAUGAAAGGACUCAAAGACUUAUUGCUGGCCGAAAAAUUGAAUACACAUGCAAUAUCAUUGCAGGUUACAGCACAAUCAGUUGCCAGCAAAAAAGUGCGUGGCAUCGAUAAAAUGGGCAAUCAUACGACAAAUUCAACAUAUGCUACAGCAAAUGUUAGUACCGCUACCGUGCAUCAGAAUGUUCCAGAUACAACCGCAGAUUCAAUCGCUGCAUCACGUCCAAAACGAACACGCCGUGAAUGAGUUAUGUGUUGUCGAAAAUGCAAGCGGUCGCGAUGUUCUACUGUCGUUCACGUAAUAAUAAAACAAUAUAUUGGAAUCUUUAGUCAUAGCCUAAGUAUACAGAAAUGUACUGCUUCUUCAUACUUCUUUGCAGAUCUAAACAUUCUGUUUAUAAUUUUGUAUUUUUCUAAUUCAAAUUAAAAAUUUAGUUAAUCACCCGAUAGUUAGUGACAUUAGUGGUUUUCAAGAUCUUGUAAAAAACAGCUCGAUAGCCGAGUAACCGAGUAACCGCUUAAGUAGAUAAUAGUCUUAAAUAUAGUCUUAAUAAUAUUAUUAAGUCUUAAUAAUAGUCUUAAUAGUUUACAAAAACAAAAUACACAGAAUUUCGAAAAUUCGAAAAUUCACAAAAGGGCACAAAAAAUCAAAAAAACUAUAGCGAGCGAAAAAAAAACAAAACUAUUGUCAGACUACCAGUUAGUGUGACAAUAGUUAGAGAAGGAAAAAAUAAUAAUAAGAGCGAAAAAUGCAUCUCUCUGAGUAAAUUGCAUUAUAUACUCAUCAUUUUGUACUACUAUUGUUUCUCGGUUCCCGAGCUAAUUACUAGAGAUUGUAAAUACCACCACUAACAGUUACUAUUUGUUUGAAAAAAAAAAUCCUUUUUAAUUGGCAUGAAAGUCUUUCGU